AUCAGGCCGCGCGUCACCAUAUCCAUCACCGCGUCGGGCACCCAGUUGGACAACGACCUGCUGACCCUGGACUUACCGCCGGGCCUUACCAUCAAAGACCUCAAGGGUUUCAUUGAGGCCGAGACGAACCAGCCUGCUGCGUCACAAGGCAUCUACCUGAACGGGCAACCGGUGGCAAGCGAGACACAAACACUGGAGGAGGCUGGUAUAAAAGAUGGCGAGAUGCUGGCAGUCGUUAUCCGGCAAGCUCGCCCACCUCCAAACGCACAGCAGGCAAGCAGGCAGAGGAACGCCGGGAGACCAGCAGGCGGUCCAGAUCCCGAGGCUUUGCGCCAGCAGCUGUUGAGCGACCCACGUCAAAUAGCGAACCUGCGCAACCAAGACCCCGAACUCGCUGCUGCGGUCAUGGAUCCCAGCCGCUGGAGGCAAACCUGGGUGGACAGGCAGCGCCAGCAACAGGAAGCUGAGCGGGAGCGCCGCAACCAGAUUGCCCUUCUCAACGAGGACCCGUUCAACAUUGACGCACAGAGGAAGAUUGAGGAACUAAUUCGCCAAGAUCGUGUCGUUGAGAACUUGGAGAAGGCGUACAACGAGAACCCCGAGGUCUUUGUGCGCGUGCACAUGCUCUAUGUCAACACCGAGGUCAACAACGUACCCGUCAAGGCAUUUGUCGAUUCUGGAGCUCAGGCUACCAUUAUGUCCCCUGACUGCGCCGAAAGAUGCGGUAUUAUGCGGCUUAUGGAUACGCGCUAUGCCGGUGUAGCUCGCGGUGUGGGCACAGCCCGCAUCCUUGGCCGUGUCCACCAUGCGAUUAUCAAGAUCGGCGGCGCAGAAAUGCCCUGCGCGUUCACGGUGAUGGAGGGCAAGGACGUGGAUCUGCUGUUCGGCCUGGACAUGUUGAAGCGUUACAAGGCCAAGAUUGAUCUCGAGAAGAAUGCACUCUGCUUCGAGGGCAUUGAAGUGCCGUUCCUGCACGAGUCCGAAAUACCGAGGUCGUUUGAGGAGGCAGAGAUGAACGAGCCCACAGUUGCUGGGCCCAACGGGACCGAGAUCGGCGCGAAAACGGGCGCUGUGCGACCUGCAGGUGCCACGGCGUCAGCCAAUCCUACCGUCGCCGCCGGUCCGUCAACGCCACAGCCACAGCCGCAGUCACAGGCGGCGCCCAGUGCGGCAGCUGGCAAGGCACCGGCAGCAACUUCAUCGUCUGGCAGCAGGUUCGCAGAGGCAGAAAUUGAGAUGCUGAUUGGCAGCACUGGGUCAUCUCGAGCACAGGUAAUCGGUGCUCUUGAAGCUGCUGACGGCAACCUCGACGUGGCUGCCAGUAUCCUCAUGGGU
Didymella exigua CBS 183.55 is the source of this 1335-nucleotide messenger RNA. RefSeq names its product DNA damage-inducible protein 1. The record is from RefSeq and is a predicted model, not a curated record. Gene Ontology annotation, biological process: proteolysis. The annotation marks the transcript as partial. NCBI's taxonomy places the organism in Eukaryota, Fungi, Ascomycota, Dothideomycetes, Pleosporales, Didymellaceae. The transcript has 2 exons. Gene Ontology annotation, molecular function: protein binding; aspartic-type endopeptidase activity.